Messenger RNA from Micropterus salmoides (largemouth bass), 2384 nucleotides. RefSeq lists its product as uncharacterized. Lineage: Eukaryota; Metazoa; Chordata; Actinopteri; Centrarchiformes; Centrarchidae. Gene Ontology annotation, molecular function: protein binding. Bases 472 to 2199 code for a protein of 575 amino acids. The transcript has 9 exons. The record is from RefSeq and is a predicted model, not a curated record.
GUGUUUGCCUGGUGUCAGAGGUCAGAUCUCUUAAAGUUUUUGGUAUGUACUUCUGCCUAGCAUUUUCAGAAAUAUGGUUGAUGAUACACACAUUUAAAGCUUUCCUCUUCCUCUGUACUGCAAGCCCAGGCCUACAAAUCAAACAUUUCCCAAAAUUUCAGGCUCAGUAUUUCAGGCCAACAUUGUAUGUAAUGAUCAGAAUAAUCAGAUUUCCCUACACUGAACAUGUAUUAAAAUGUGUUAUGUAACUCAUCCUUGUCAUUUCUUACAUUUGACUUACUUUAUUUAAAAACAAAUCAGUCAUGGUCAGCCCACCCCCCUCUUGGCUGCUGCAGAAAGGUGGGAGGGACUAUCAAGUGGACAUAUAAGGUGAGACCUCAGAGGCACCAUGUACUCAGUUCUUCAAGAAAACACUGAAGAUUCCUCCUGCAUUUUUCUUUGUUUGUAAACUAGCUUUUUCAUUUGCGAAGAAUGGCUCCCAAGCGUGACAAGGAUCGCCGCAUCGUUUCCUGUCUGCAGUGUUUCAGACCACAGGAGCUGUUGCCUAACCACCUGUUAAGAGUCUGCCUGAAGAACCACACAAAUGAGGAGAGGAAUGCAGAGGUGGACAGAGCCAAAAAGUCGAUGAAGGCCUGGACCCUUCAAGGCAGAACCUGGGACUACAACGUCAUGGUCAGGCGGUACCCCGAUGAGGCUUCCAGACAGGCUCUUCUGGAAGACCUUCGUGACAUGCAUUUUUUAAUUCUUAAUGACCCCAUGGACACACCUGCUGAAUCCAGUCACAGACCACCAGGCGCUGCAGUUGAAACUUGCAACAAAAAACCUGCUCAGCCGACUCUCCAAGACUGCCAGAGAGUCCUCAGAGUGUCACAGAUGGACAUGCUGGACAUCCGCAGGAGGCUCCUGGAUCAGCAGCAUGUGGAAGAAGACCAAAAGACGCUGUUCCGUUACUUCUGCGAAGCCAUCCUGGUCCUGAGAUACUUCCAGCGACCAGAAGCAGUGAGGGCAUUUACAGCUUCAGAUUGGGUCAACAAGACACAUGUUGAGGGACGAAUCCGAAUGGGGGUCAGUGAACUGACAGCGUCCACAAAGAAGAGUGCAACAUUUUCCCUCGCAGUGGAGGACUCUGCUAUGCUGGACGCAUACUUCCAGAAGGUUCGUCCAGCAUGUCUGCAGGACAGUGUGGACGACCAGGGCAGAUUUUUCCUGUCCAAACAGGGCAUACCAGUUGGCAACGUUGCGAGCGACCUCAACCGUCUGCAUGAACAGUAUGAAUUACCAAGCUUUUCAAGCCAAGAAGUGAGAAGAGCCCACAGAUUCAGUACUUCGACAUGCUCUCCUUCUGAUGAGCCGGCUGAUGAGAGGAUAGGUCGGAAAAAGAAGCGAGGCAGAGGCGCAGCUGACCAGGAUGACAGGGACUUUGGAGCGUUUCUCCAGCACUUCCCGGCGACGGCGAGUAGCACCCCACCCACGAAAAAAAAACGGACCGCUGCAGGGUUUCCACCUGACAGAGUCUUUUAUGACAGGUGGAGGUCUGUGCAGUUUGCCAAGCGGGAGGAGCACCUCUUGUCCCAGUGUUCGAGACGGCCCCCGACAGUCAGCAAGGUGUCAUUGCUCAUCCAAAAAGAGGGUUGGACUGCCAACUGUCCUCGCCCCGAGAACGUAGUGGCAAAGUGGAAACCAGUCAGUAGGGUGCAGGUGGAGACGGAUCCAUGGAUCCUCACUACGCUCCAUAGUCAAAAGUGGACAGGCCUGGCCCUCAAGGACUUUGGUGGCACAAAAGGACAUGGAGUUGUUGCCACCAAAGCCUUUUCCAUGGGAUCCAUUGUUUGCGAUUACCAUGGCAAGGUAAUCACAGGAGCAGAGGGCCGGAAGAUGAUGGAGUCCAUCCAGGAUGAGAUGGGCUACCUUUUCUUUUUCCAUGGUGGUGGUCGGGACCUCUGCGUAGAUGCUCAGACUUUCCCGUGUGGGUGUCACCCAACAGAAGACACCAUGGGCCGGAGGAUCAAUCAUUCCUCCAAGAAGGCAAACCUGAGGCCAGUCUAUUGCAGGAUGAACUUCCCUGAAGGAGAGAGGGAUGUCAUCCUGUUGCAGGCCACAAGAGACAUUGAUAUCUGUGAGGAGCUGCUUUUUAAUUAUGGCGUCAAGCGCACAUCUUUUCGGGGAGAAGGACUGAACCUCGACUGGCUGGAUGAGUGAACAAAAUGCCAUUCAUUCAACACUCUUGCAAUAAUAUCUAUAUACACAGCAUGUUGUAUGCACAUUGCAAUUGUUUUUAACUUGACACUUAUCUUAAUUUUAUUAUGUACAUAACAGUGUCUUUGAUUUUUUGUUAUCUCCCCUGUACAUAGCAAACAAUAAAGAUUCGACUAUAAGCACUGUAA